UCGAACCACGAUGCAUCAGAGAUGGCAGGAGCCGCUGCCCAGCUUUAACACAGGUGGGUCCACGUAAAGGCGUAGCAGCAGGAGUCAGGAGCCAUACUUCUCAGUGCUGGAGGUCAAUGUUUGUUCUUUUAUUCCACUAAAAGCUGUUACGUGAUUCAUUUAAAUGACAUUUUAAAGUGGAUUUAACUUAUAUUUAAAGAAGCACAAUUGCUGUUUACCGUCUUCCUGCUAAUUAAACGACGUAGCUGUUUUGAUUUCAUAAUAAUAUACUGAUAAUAAUGACAAACACCUGAACGGUGGGAAUAAUGGAAGGAGUGGAUGAUGUGGAGCUGUUUAUUGACUAGAGGGUUCACCAGGGUUCAUCUUCUUGGGACCAGGAACCAUGUGCUGCAUUAAACUUGUACGUAUAGCCUUCAUCUGAGAACUGGAGACCUGUCAAACGCUACAUCCGCCACUCGUUUGCGUCCCCGAAGCUCAACUCGCCUCUUCCUCCUCCAGCUUGAGACUCAUCCUCCAGUCCUCGACGCGAGCAGCCGCCAUGAUCAGCAGCCGCCUGUUGCUCUCCUUCUACAUCCUCACCUUCCUCAUGGGGGUCCCCGCCAACGUCCUGGCCUUCUGCACCUUCUGCCGCAAGGUGCGGCGCCGGGCGGCUCCCAUCGACGUCCUGCUCCUCAGCCUCACCGUCUCCGACCUCAUCUUCCUGGUGUUCCUGCCCUUCAAAAUGAAGGAGGCCUCGGACGACAUGGCGUGGCGGCUGCCGUACUCCCUGUGCGCCUUCGCCGGCUUCGUGUUCUACGUCAGCAUCUACAACAGCACGCUGCUGCUCACCGCCGUGAGCGUGGAGCGCUACCUGGGCGUGGCCUACCCGCUGCGCUACGCGCUGUGCCGCCGGCCGCGCUACGCCGUGCUGGCCAGCGCCGCCUUCUGGGUCGUGACCUCCGUGAACCUCUGCGUCGUCUACAUCAUCCCCUACGUCCAGUGGAGCAAAGGCCGAGACACCGGCAACAGCAGCAGCGGCUCUCAGCCGGACACCUGCUACCUGGACUUCAGCGAGGACGAGCUGGGCAUCCUGCUGCCGGUGCGUCUGGAGCUCUUCCUCGUCCUCUUCUGCAUCCCCUUCCUCAUCUGCAGCUUCUGCUACGUCAACUUCAUCCUCAUCCUGUCGCGGCUGCCGAACAUCAGCCGGCGCCGGCGGCUGCGCGCCAUCGGCCUGGCGCUGGGCACGCUGGCCGUGUUCGCCGUGUGCUUCGGGCCGUACAACGCCUCGCACGUGGUGGGCUUCAUCCGCCGCGACAGCGAGAGCUGGAGGGUGGAGGCGCUGCUGUUCAGCACCUUCAACGCCUGCAUGGACCCCUUCAUCUUCUACUUCUCCUCGGCGGCGGUCAGGGGCAUGGUGAAGCACUGCUUCAGGAGCAUCGUGGCGAAGACGCACAUCCUGAGGUGUGGAGCUUCUCAUGAGGAGCCGCAGCAGAAGCCCUCCAUCGGCGACAAGUACAAAGAAGCAGUCCCUCCGUGACCGAGGAGCGCAUGAGAAGCUUGUGUGACUGUGCUGAUAACAGGCAGAUCUUACUGGUGCUCCACAAUAAACACCUCAGUGACAUGAAAUGAUGAAUUAUCUCCACCAUCCAGCUGUUAACAGAUCAUUUGUAAAUGUUGUGACCCUCGUGUGAUCAUUCGCUGACUUUAUGGCAUUAAUACAGGCUGAUUAAUAAGGUGCGGAGGGUGCGUGUGGCACGGCCACAGCUUCCUGUUAAAUAUCCAACAGGGGCUGUUUAAUCACAGAAGGACUGACUGUACGAGCAGGAAGUGGAGGCUGUUCACCGGCCAGUUAAUUUGGAGCUGCAGGUAAACACGAGGCCUGUGCUCCUUUGUGGUGAGGGGACUUCACACAGCGAGCGGUUGAUAACCACCUUCUGCCCAUUUCCUGGCAGCAGUAAUGAGGACAGCGCUGCGAUGCAGCCCGAGCGAUGUAAACCCAGAUAACUUCCCCUCGUGGUGCUUGUUUAUUAGUUUAGUGCCCACAUCCACAACACAUAAAAGGAGAAAUGAAGUUUGUUCCUCUGGACGCUUAAAAUUCCCUGGAAGUGAACGCCUCCUGUUUAUGUUGGUCGUCCUUUAGCAAAAAUGUGACCUGACUGCAGCCAUGAGAACUAAAUGCUAGGACUGCAUUUAACUCUACAAUGUGAUGCAUUCUAGCACAUGUUUAGCCAUCACAGGUUCCUUUUAGAAAAACUCUAAAUAUGUAAAAUUUGAUAACGUACAUUUAUUUUGUCUAGACUGAAAACUCCGGGUCUGAGGAAAAGCUGGUUUUAUCUUCUUAGUUCUGUAAACGAAUGCUUGUUUAAUAAUAAAUGUUUUGCCUUCUUUAAAAAAUUAA
Betta splendens (Siamese fighting fish) is the source of this 2377-nucleotide messenger RNA. RefSeq names its product free fatty acid receptor 3-like. Gene Ontology annotation, biological process: cellular response to fatty acid; G protein-coupled receptor signaling pathway. Gene Ontology annotation, molecular function: G protein-coupled receptor activity. The transcript has a single exon. Gene Ontology annotation, cellular component: plasma membrane. The record is from RefSeq and is a predicted model, not a curated record. NCBI's taxonomy places the organism in Eukaryota, Metazoa, Chordata, Actinopteri, Anabantiformes, Osphronemidae. Bases 539 to 1516 code for a protein of 325 amino acids.